Talaromyces marneffei is the source of this 1125-nucleotide messenger RNA. RefSeq lists its product as uncharacterized. The transcript has 2 exons. Lineage: Eukaryota; Fungi; Ascomycota; Eurotiomycetes; Eurotiales; Trichocomaceae. The coding region runs from base 1 to 1125 and encodes 374 amino acids. The record is from RefSeq and is a predicted model, not a curated record.
AUGGCAACAGACGCCGACAUCGAAGCCUCCGUCUUCUCGCAAUUGGCCUCAACCAAAUAUGCCUGCUCAUCACUAACGCGUCUCAAUGGAGGAACAGCCAAUUUCGUCUACCGGGGAGUCCUAUCAAAUCCUGAGUCUAUUGGAACCACAGAGCAAGAGAAAGCGAAUGUCAUCAUCAAACAUACGAAAGAUUUCGUGGCGCUGAACCGGGAGUUCAAGUUGGAUGGUGAACGAUGUGUCUUUGAAGCGCUGGUUCUGAAAGGGUUGAACGACUUCUCCUCGGCGCGAGAGCCACUCGUGCCACCGAUUACAGUCAAAACUCCCAGGCUAUAUGACUUUGACCCCGAGACUCAUACACAAAUCAUGGAAGAUCUGCCCGAGUCCUCAGACCUAAAGACCUUCCUCUUAUCUCCCCCAGGCAUGCACAUCGACAAACCAGCCGCCAGGGCGAUUGGACAUGCCUUGGGAUCAUGGCUGGGCUCAUUCCAUGCCUGGAUCUCGCACAACGAACAAAUUGACCUUCGGCAAAAGCUGGGCGAGAACAAAUCAAUGCAACAGCUUAAAUACGUCGUUAACUACGACCAAUUAGUCAAUAUGAUUGACAAAUACCCUCAGAUUCUGGAGGGUAGCCGUUCGGUCUUUGAAAAAGUCAGAGCAUACGCAUCUGAGGAACUCUCCACACACUCCUCCAAGAAUGCCAGUAUUGACAACGCCUGGGGCCCUAUCCACGGCGACUUCUGGACGGGCAACAUCCUGGUCAACAACGAGCAACGCAACCUCUUCAUAAUUGACUGGGAAAUGACCCAGUUAGGCAUGCGAGCCCUAGAUCUGGGUCAAGUGCUCGCCGAACUCUACGAAAUCAAACAAUUCAAAAACAACAAUGCAGGCAUCUGGAUCAUGGAGAGCCUGAUUGAAGGUUAUCCUUUGCUGGGAGAGGAGCAGGCUUUUAGGAUGGCGGUGCACAUGGGCGUUCAUCUGGUGUGUUGGAGUGGUGUGUCGGGGUGGGCGACAGCGAGUAGGGUUGAGGAAGUGGUUAGGAUUGGACGGGAUAUUAUCAAUAAAGCUUGGGAGAGGGACAGAGAGUGGUUUGAGAAGGAUGGGACGUUGAGCUUUCUUUUUAGAUGA